Molecule: messenger RNA, 602 nt
Organism: Hyla sarda
Lineage: Eukaryota; Metazoa; Chordata; Amphibia; Anura; Hylidae
Gene: MINAR2
Product: membrane integral NOTCH2 associated receptor 2
Exons: 3
Coding region: 3-554 (183 amino acids)
Source: RefSeq, a predicted model, not a curated record
ACAUGGAUCUCUCUGUAUUGCAAAACAACAACCACCCAGACAAAUUUCUUCGUUUAGAUGUGAAAACUUUACUUACAGAUUCUGCUGCUUUUCAUGCAAGAAAAUGGCACAACAAGGUGUAUCUGCCGCAGAAAGAUGCAACCAAAGUCAAAGAACCUUCACAGUCAUCAAACAUGGACAGUCCAGUAAUACUUGACAAAAGACUUGUCGAUCACUUUUCACAAGAAAUAUUAAACUCUACAAUUAAAAGUAACCCACUGUACAUGGAUAUAGUAAAAGAAGAAAAGAUUGAAACAAAGAAAAAACAACCAUCAUGGACCAUACAGGAUUAUGACAGUCAGUUGCCAAAUCCAAAGUUUUCUCUCUAUUUGAAGGAGAAUCCAAAUGAUUUACGUUUCUGGCUGGAAGAUAUUUAUACACCUGGGUAUGACUCUUUGCUAAAAAAGAAGGAGAAGGAAAAGAAGAAUUCCAAAUAUUGUAAACUUUUUGCAUUUGUUGCAGUUACAGUUUGCAUUCUCAUUGCCAUAGUGACGGUGUGUAUUUUAUUUACCUAAAAGUCACAUGUUCAUUGAUAUUUUACCACAUUUUUAUAAAACUGUAAA